AUGCUUGGAAAAAAAAAGGGGGAAUGUGGGGGAACUGCAGUCAUAUCAUCAGAUCGAGAAAACAAAAGUCUUAAGAUGUCAAAUCAACAUAGUCAUCCAGUAAAACCAUACAACUUGGAUGUUCCAUUCCUUCGACAACACAUUACAGAAAAGGCUUUAAUAAAAACUGUAAAUUCAUAUGUGCCUCGUGGUAUAUACAUGGAAUCGAUUGUGAAUUUUCCAGAAGCUGCAAAUAAUUAUACCUUCGUUCAGUGUGCAGAAAGAAUGAGGCGAUUGCGACAAGGAAUGUUCCCAGCAACACCUCAAAAUAUUUUAGAGUUCCACAAUUUGCUUAGCAAUGAUGAAAACCAAAUGUUUACACUAACAUUACAAAAAUUACAAUUUUAUCAAGGCCCAUUGGUUGUGAAUGGAGUUAUUAAAGGUGUCCUGUUUUGCAACAUAGCUCAUAUACAGAAAAUCAAACAAAAUUUAAGAAAUGUCCGUGUAGCGGGUUGUGACGGGACAUUCAAAACUGUACCAAAAUUUUUGGAUAAUGAUGCUUAUCAGAUAUUUUCAUUCCAUAUCCUGUUCAAAAACGUUAGCUUCCCACUAGUUCAUGCUAUCCUCACAGGCAAAACACAGGAUAUUUACAUACAACUUCUGAGGUACGUCAGAAGUGUGUUACCAUUGAAUUAUGCCGAUUUAAUCAUAAUAACAGAUUAUGAGUAUGGGCUAAUUAAUGCUGCAAAAAUAGUAUUUCCGGAGAGCAAAACCCAAGGAUGUUAUUUUCAUUUUUGCCAGAUGAUGAAUAGCUUAAAUGAAUUUUGGCAGUACGCCAGUACUAGAAUACCUAGUAGGAUAUUAUAA
Molecule: messenger RNA, 846 nt
Organism: Macrosiphum euphorbiae (potato aphid)
Lineage: Eukaryota; Metazoa; Arthropoda; Insecta; Hemiptera; Aphididae
Source: the annotation of a GenBank genome assembly